This is a messenger RNA of Notothenia coriiceps (black rockcod), 2286 nucleotides long. RefSeq names its product tetratricopeptide repeat domain 21B (gene ttc21b). Lineage: Eukaryota; Metazoa; Chordata; Actinopteri; Perciformes; Nototheniidae. Gene Ontology annotation, cellular component: intraciliary transport particle A. The record is from RefSeq and is a predicted model, not a curated record. Gene Ontology annotation, biological process: protein localization to cilium; intraciliary retrograde transport. The transcript is spliced from 14 exons. The coding region runs from base 1 to 1833 and encodes 610 amino acids. Gene Ontology annotation, molecular function: protein binding.
AUGACGUCAUUCAAGACUGAAAUAGAUCUCCCCAACCCAAACAUCCGAAAUCUUUAUCCAGUGUUACCAUCAGCUCUUAUUCCUAGCCUUAAGCCCGAGAAAGCCAUCGAGGUUUAUGAGCAAGCUCUGAAGAAAAACCCAAAAGACGGUGCUCUAGCCAGCAAGAUUGGAAAAGCCCUGGUCAAGACUCAUAACUACGUCAAGGCCAUAAAUUACUACGAAGCAGCCCUGAAGACGGAGCAGCAGAACUUUCUGCGCUACGACCUGGCCGAGCUGCUGAUGAAGAUGAAGCAGUAUCAGCGCUGUGAGACCGUCCUGCUGGAAGCUCUGGUCCAUGAGUCAGUGAAUGAACUGCAGGCACUCUCAGAUAAUUGCCGUUAUCUGGUCCUGUUGGCAAAGGUCCAAAACAAGGUGGACAAGACUGAGGAAGCUUUGCUCUCCCUGCAAAAAGCCAGAGAUGUGCAGGCCAAGGUGCUGAAGCGGGUGCAGUUGGAGCAACCUGACGCCGUCCCCAUGCAGAAGCAGCUUGCCGCCGAGAUCUGUGCUGAGAUCGCUAAACACUACACAAGUCAGAGGGGCUAUGAGAGAGCGGUCAAAUUCUACAAAGAAGCUCUUGUGUAUUGUGAGACUGAUCACAAGUUGAUGCUGGAGCUGGCACGGGUGUACCUUACUCUAGAUGAUGUUGACUCGUGCCACGAUCAAUGCAGCAUCAUUUUGAAGAAUGACCAGUUGAAUGAAGAUGCAACUCUGAUGAUGGCUGACAUUAUGUUUAGGAAGCAGGAAUAUGAACAGGCAGUUUUCCACUUUCAACAACUUCUGGAGCGAAAACCAGACAACUACCCAACACUGUCGCGUCUCAUUGAAUUGUUGAGGAGGGCCGGGAAGUUGGAAGAAGUUCCCAGAUUUCUUGAUAUGGCAGAAAAACACUCUUCCAGAACUAAGUUUGACCCCGGGUUCAACUACUGCAAAGGACUCUGUCUUUGGUUUACAGGAGAACCUAAUGAGGCCUUGUGGCACUUCAACAAAGCACGCAAAGACAACGAUUGGGGUCAAAAUGCUGUUUAUAAUAUGAUUGAAAUCUACUUAAACCCUGACAAUGACACCAUGGGAGGAGAAGUAUUUGAGAACUUAGAUGGUGAGAUUGGGAACUCCACAGAGAAGCAGGAGUCGGAGCAGCUUUCUGUGAGAACAGCCGAGAAGCUGGUGAAGGAGUUAAAGCCUCAGACUCCAGGAGGACACACACAGCUCCGCAUCCUGGAUAACUACUGCUUGUUGGCCACUAAACAGAAGGCCAAUAUAGAGAAAGCCCUCAAUGUUUUCACAGAGAUUGCAAACAAUGAGAAAGACCACGUGCCAGCACUGUUGGCCAUGGCGACAGCUUAUAUGAUGCUGAAGCAAACCCCAAGAGCCAGGAACCAGCUCAAACGCAUAGCUAAGAUGAACUGGAACAUUGUUGACGCCGAUGAGUUUGAGAAGAGCUGGCUGCUCUUGGCAGACAUCUACAUCCAUUCGUCAAAGUAUGACAUGGCCGGGGACCUUCUAAAGAGAUGCCUUAACCAUAACAAGUCAUGCUGUAAAGCCUAUGAAUAUCUUGGCUACAUCAUGGAAAAAGAGCAGUCGUUCCGUGAUGCAGCACUCAACUAUGAACUGGCUUGGAAAUAUGGAAAUAGGACUAACCCAACUAUUGGAUACAAGCUUGCUUUCAACUACCUGAAGGCAAAGAGGAAUGUUGAUGCCAUAGAUGUGUGUCAUAAGGUUCUGGCUGCUCAUCCAAAUUAUCCGAGAAUGAGAAAAGAUAUCCUGGACAAAGCUCGAAUGGCCCUGAGACCUUAGAAGUGUGUGUGUGUGUGUGUGUGUGUGUGUGUGUGUGUGUGUGUGUGUGUGUGUGUGUGUGUACCAUUGAGCAAAUGUUUCUGUAAUAAAAUGAGUUAUUUUUGAUUUAAUCCUUUUUAUGGUUUGGCUUCAGCUGUCAAAUUAGAAAAUGUUGGUUGUCUGUAUUUGUCUGAAAACUGGCUAAAGCCCAUUGCAAUGUAAAUGUUAUUUAAUUAAAGCAUUGUUCUUUCUUUCCUUACAAUGCCUUCACCAAAAAGUUGACUAAAAACAUUUAAGACUAUUUAUGAAAAAUGUCUGUGUGCUCCCCAUUAUCGAGAUUACCUAUUUUCUCAAUUUGAUACAUGACUUAAUCAUUUUAUUUGUAACAGUUAGGCUACCCUGUAAAUCUAUAUUUCAAUGUUGUAUCUUGUCAUUUAUAUUAUUAGUAUGCAGAUACGUUUGGAUAUUUAUAAA